This is a messenger RNA of Anopheles coustani, 9118 nucleotides long. RefSeq lists its product as uncharacterized. NCBI's taxonomy places the organism in Eukaryota, Metazoa, Arthropoda, Insecta, Diptera, Culicidae. The coding region runs from base 39 to 6356 and encodes 2105 amino acids. The record is from RefSeq and is a predicted model, not a curated record. The transcript has 9 exons.
UAUUUCACAUCUGUACUAGACUGUCCGUCGAAAACAACAUGGCAUCGCUGAAGGACUGGGAUGUGCUCCGACUGUCCACCCUGAUCACGAAUGUGAACGCGAAGCUGUCGGCAAGUAUCAAAAACGACCAGGAGUAUCAGCUUCUGUGUCUGGUGCGGCAGAAUGAUCAGAUCCUGUUCCGUUAUAUUGACCGGCAUGGAGAGGUGCAUCUGAUGUUGCUCUGUUGGUUCGCUGAAAAUCACAAGACCAUACGGGACGUGUGCUUUGACAGUACCGGAUGUUGGUUGUUGGUGUUUUGUUACGACAACACUCUGCACAUCCUUCCGGCACUGUCGAUUUGCGACAAGUCUCUCGAGGAUGUGGAUGGGACGUUCAACCGGGACGAGAUCACGUCUUUCAUUGUGCCAUUCAUCGGCCCCCACGAAUGUCCCAAUCCGCAGACCUGUCCAAACAAUUCGCACAACAGCCAGCAACACCAGCCGUCGUCAUCGCACCGAUCCUCGAUUGCCUCCGAGGGCAGUCUCAAGGGAAAUGGGGCGCCGGUGGCCGCAGCGGGCAUGGCAAGCGAAAGCCCAUCGUCUUCCGAGCCGAAUCUGAUCUUUGACGCACCAACAAUAAAAAAAUCCAGCUCAACCUACACGACGCACAAGAUCGAUGAAAUAUUCGCGUUGAACAGCAUCUACCGGAAGCUGUUUCUCGAGCAGCAGGAGAAGGCGCGCGAGGAGGAGAAUGCAAAUAGAAGCAUAUCGGCCACCGGGACCGACACGCCGAUUGCGAUGAAAACGAUUGAAGAUUUUUUCGCCGAAGGCGCACAGUUGAAGGAGGCCGUCGCCGGUUUAGCGGACGGUGGGUCCAAAUCAUCGACGCCACAGGAGACCUAUACCAUCAGUUCUAGCUUGGAGUCGACGGUAUCCGCGUCCUGUCCGUAUCCUACCUGCUGCAGCUGGUGGCGUACGUUGGCCAGUGAACCUCGUGCCAUUCUUGGCUAUUCGGAUGGGUCGAUUUGUGUUGUUGCACUAACACCCAACUGUCCGUUUCUCGGCAAUACCAACUGUGAGCGAGGUUCGAUCGAAAAGUUGAUCAUUUGCCAGGACAACAGCAUGGAAACGAUCAGCCUGAUGAUCAACACGUCCACCAAAGAGCAGUGGAAGCUGCUGCUGGAGCAGAAAUCGAUCAAGUAUACCUUCCCCGGUGACAUUACGCCCACUGCCGGGCAGGAUCUCAAGUCUGAACUGUUGAAAUCACUCUCGGACGGUGGCGAUAGCAGCAGCUCGGUGCCGAUAGAGGACUGGCAGAUAGUGCUUUCGUUGCCAAAGGACGGAGAACCGAGUGCCGGAUCACAGCCGCGACUGACGCCCACGGCGAACGAAGGAGACAGCAGCGGUUCCAGCCCGAACAGCUCCGAACCUCCGUCAGGGGAUGACUUUGAGAAGGUGGAAACGCCCGAAUCUGCCGCUGAUUCGGGCGCCGGCGGUCAGCAACAGGGCGCCCUACCAAAGUUGUUCCCCGCGGCCAAAGCGCGCCUGCUGUCGUUGCGUGAUUUGGGAGCGAAAAAGAUCGGCACACUGAAGCUGAAGCUGUCGGAAAGUCGUAUCCGUGCGAAGGAACGGGAAAAAUACAAGGAGCACGCGGCCAACCUGGCGGUGAUGGAACUGCCCGGCAUGUACCCGGAAAUACUAACCACCCCGGCUGGGCCGUACUUUGUCGUACAGUUUCUUGAGGGGAAGUAUUUGCUGAGCGCACUGCACUCCUACUCGGACACGCUGUCGGUCCACAGUAUGGAUAUUAGCUUGAUUCCGCUGCAUAUCUACAAGCUGCCAAAGCAUUGCCACUCGACCGUGCUGACGAGGAACGUCCUUUACGUGCUGCACAGUUGCCAACCAGCGGAGGAUCCAGCGAAACCGGCCGAGGGGGAGGAAGAGGAGGAGGAGAAGGCCAAUGGGGGGAACUCGUUGGAUGAGAGCAGUAACAGUAGCAGUAGCAGCACCACCGAUGCCGGUGCUCCGAAUGCCGUGAGCGUCGUAAGCUGCAAGAUCGCCUCGAUGAAGAUGGGUGACGAUUGCGAUUUCAACGAACACUCGUUGCUUGGUGUAUUCCAUUUCCCGGACGAACGGGUCUUGGACAUCCACCGGGUGGCCACGAUCGGUGAGCACGCGAUGGGCGAUGGCGGGAAGCACGCCGCCGAAAGCGGCGAAGGAGAAAAACCAUCCGACGCUGCGGGUGACAAUCGAUCGAUCUUUCAAAAGUCGGCCGUAUCGAACUAUCUGCGCAUCCAGAAGGGUCUCCGAAUGGAGCGCAAACUGGACACAUCCGAGGCGCAGGUGAUGGUGGAUGAGUUUCCCACGAUCGAGUUCGAUCGGGCCGUGAUCGUGACGGAUCGUAAUCUGUACGCGGUCGAGCUGGCCGAUAGUGGUCGGAAUCUGUUCCUCGGCUUAGCGCACAAGUGUAUCUGGGCGGCGUGUGAGGACUUUUGCGCCACGUUUGGCCUUCCGCUGGCCACCUGCAUCGAGUACGCGGGGGAUGUGCUGUUGCGCCGGAAGCGUAUCUCGGAGGCGCUGAUGACGUACAACGUGGCCCGGCUGUCCCCGAUGAAGACGGCGCUCAAGUUGGCACUGGCGAACGAAAACAAGGCCUUGAUGAAGCUGUGCGCGAUGGCACUCCGUAAUUCGCACAUCAUUAACAGUCAGUUCCUGAUGCAUGAUAUUAUGCGACUUCUUGUCGAUGAGGCUCACCUUGGGAAUGUGGUUUACGAUUCGCUGAUAAACUUAAACUCUCGCACAACGCUUAAGCCGAUCAACACGGGAGCAGCGUGUAGCGAUUUUUCCUACGACAACGACGACGUCCUGCUGGACGUGCAGAUUUCACCAUCGGAUCAGUUCCACCUUUCGAACCUAAUGUUUCUGACGCUCUGCGAUCGCUGUACGAUCGACAAAAACUACAUCCCACUGUGGAACUACAUCGUGACGAACAGCAAGUACCACACGAGCUUGGCCUGCAUCAUGCUCUCGCACGGCAAACUCUACUCGACGGCCAUUCUGCUGGCGAUGACGCGCGGCACCUGUCUGGACGUGUUCAGCUGUCUCGUUGGCACAUGGGAGCAAACGACGGCCGACACGACACAACCGCAACCGACGGCGGCGGAAACGAACGCGUUCGUGUAUAACCUCUCCAACGAACUGUUCAUGGAGUGCCUGAUCUACCUGCAGGACUACACGAUGAACUACUUCGAGCUGAUCCGCCGCUGUCUGCCCGUGUUCGAUAAUAACGUGCUCGAGCGGCUCAUUCGUCAGCUGAACCCGUUCCAUCCGGUCUACCGGCCGCUGAUGCAUCGGCUCACGAACCACGAGAGCAGCGCGAAGGAACCGUCCGGCCGGCAUCUGCUGUUCUUCUGCAAGGCGCUGAUCGAAACGUUUCUCGCGGUGGCGAUCCGUGCGCAGCAGUUGAAGAUACACUGCGAGAGUGCCGGGUUUUUGAAUGCACUAAAGCAUGUCCGGGUGCAUCACGAGGAGCGGGCGAUCGAGAUGCGCCUGGAACGGUUCACACCGAUCGCGACCGGGUUCUUCCACGCGGCCGCCGUCGUAAAUCGCGUGGCGUUUAUUUGGGGCUCGAAUGGAGUCAAUUGCGCCCUCAGCAGGACCGCUCUGCAGGGGGAUGCGAUCGGGCCGAAUGGGCUACCACCGGCGGCCAGCUUUUUGCGUCAGAUCGAGCUGGAAGUGUUGGCCGUACAGUGCGGACGUUUGCACACGCUCUUCCUGACUAGCAAUGGGCUUUAUUCGAUGGGCGCAAACAACCUGGGGCAGCUGGGUAUCGGUGGCCACAUGCUCAACGCCCUGCAACCGAUGUUGGUGAAGACACUCGAUGGAAAAAGCAUCACACACUUUGCCGCCGGGCAGUAUCACAAUGCCGUCGUAGCGAACGGACUGCUGUACAGCUGGGGCUGGGGCGUGUUUGGACAGCUGGGCCACGGUACUGUUGAGGACUGCGCGACACCAAAGGUUCUGGAAUUUUUCCGCAAUAAGAUUAUUGCGCAAAUUGCACUGGGCCAUGCGCAUACGUUGGUUCUGUGCCGUGAGCAACACGAUUCCCGUAACACCUUGUAUGUGUUCGGAUCGAACCAUUACGGGCAGCUGGGUUUGGGGCAGGAGGAUCCCUUCGGCUGUACGGUGGACACUCGCAACGGGAAAUCGUUCCUAGUUUCCUUGAUACCUCGCAAAGUGCAGCUAGACGAAGAUAUAGCGCUCAUCAAUACGAAGCUGUUUGUAAAUCUCGUUCUCACAACUACUAACAAACUAUACACCUGGGGAUCGUCCCCACAAGCGUUGCGAUUGGCCACCCAGGCAAGAAAACGCGCCAAAUCUUCCAAUUCUGGUAAAAGUGGCAGCUAUUCAAAGUUCAGUUCCAUACUGCGCUCGAAUUCGUCCUCCGCUUCCACUGCUCCUUCGACGUCAUCGUCAUCCGGCACUGGCCAGGACAAAUCUGCCGAUUCUGAUAUGGAAGAAAACCCGGCGGAAGAUGAUGCUCCCACCGCGAGCGCAUCGACGGAGGGCGUAGAAAAUCAAACCGAAACGCCGGCAAAGGAAGAUGAUAAAACUGACGCGAAUGUGGUUGACGUUGAACUACCGAAAGAAGACACCGUCGAGGAGCAGGGACAAUCAGAAACCGGUGUAACAAUACCGGAGAUAAAGAUCACGGAUAAUAGUGUGGCAAACGAAAGUGUCACUCCUGUCGAAACGGAAGGGGAGGGUGAAAAAAGUAGCACCACGAACGCGCCCGAAGAUGCCAUGGAACAUCUGUUCCCGUCGGUUGUCGAUACGUCGCUUGUGGAGGAAAAAAUCGUCAAGAUAUCGAGUGGAUUGUAUCAUUUUGCGAUCGUGUCAGCGGACGGUAGCAUCUACACGUGGGGUAAGAACAUCGAGCGCCAGCUGGGUCGUGAGGGUGGCCGUAAUGAGGUCCUCAUUCCGACCCGCCUGGACAACGUCGAGGGUGUGCAGUAUGUUGAGUGUGGUGCCGAUUUUACCCUCAUCAUGACGACCGACCAUGUGGUGAAGGCGUGGGGUAACAACAACAUGGGCCAGUGUGCCAAAGAGAUCAAUCUCGAUCGGUCCGGCAUACCGGGCAAGCUGGUGCGGUUGCCCAUUUCGAACCGUGUCGUGCGCAUCCCGGACAGUUCGCAGUUUAUCGAGGCUCCGUACGAGGUACGACUCCCUGCCAACGAUGGCCAUGGGUACGGGGAGCCGCUGCGCUUCCUGAAGUCGAUGCCGAAAUUCCGGCGCACGUUUGUGAUAAAGAGUGCCCUGGAGAAGCUGAUUAGCAACAUUUCGACAAUAAGCUCAAGCCUGAACGAUGUCAGUAACGCGGAGAUGGAUGAUUUGGUCGGCGAGCUGCCGGAUUCGGUUGGCGAGGGCCGGGCGCUACUGUUAGUGCAGCAGAACAAUGUCGCAAGCACCCUUUCGUCGUUGCAGUCCGUGUCGUAUGCCACUUCGCCGACCUCACUGGCGCUGGACGACGAGGAAGAGGUGGAAGACGACGAGGAUGACGAUGGGGAAGAGUACGACGAGAUUGGAUUCGGUGGCCGCAAGGAGGGACAACAUGAGUCGAGCGGAGGGGCGCUGGGAGGAACCACGGAUCGUUCGGCCGACUCUUCGCGGUUGUUCAACGGACGCUACCUGAUGAGCAACGACUUUAUCCACUACUGUCUGUACAUCUUCCACGGAUUGUACAGUCAGGACGAUGUGCUGGAACUGACAAAACGGGGCAAUGAGUACCACAUCCGCAUGACGAUGCUCAACUACGAUUACGUCGAGUCGUUCCGGUUGAUACUGGAGCUACUGUCCUCGUCCCUUUCCUCGUCCGCGUCACCCUCAUCGAUCACGCGCCAGACGCAGAAUCUCGUGAAAAUCUUCGAGUACUUCACCAAAGACUCCAACAUCGUGCCGAUGGAGGUGGGCAACAUUAAGUACUUCAUCUACGAGCUGUUCAUGUUCUUCAUCCGCCACAACCUGAGCGUGGACGUGCUGGAGGAGUUCUUUCUGCGCAAUCUUGACUGCUAUCUGGUGCAGCUGGCUCUUGUACUUUAUUUCAACAACACAAACAACCUUGCCGCGGCGCGCUCAUCCGGAUCCACUGGGGUCAGCAUUGACACGGAGGUACUGGCGCUCGAGCGAAAGCUGCUCGAUAAGUUCAACAACAACAGCGGCAAUCCGCUGCUCGCCGGCGAACUGUUUGGUGCCGGCCGCUCGGGUGGACAGGUGGUACGCAAGCUGGAAAAUACCGACACGAUCAACCGAGCGCUUAGUACCGGGUUCAGUGUGACCGUCUGCCAGAAGCUGCUGGACUAUUUCGAUCGCUUCAAAUGACUAUUCGCGGCAGGCGUCGGUGGGGAAAUUCAGCUGGACAUCCCGGAACGGGCACGCUAGCUCCGUUGCAAACCCCAAUGCAUCAUCAUUUGGUAUGACUAUCGAUAUUAUAUUUAUUGUUGUAACGUUUCGAAUUUAUCGUCCGAUUUCAAACAUCAUCGGUUUUUGAUAAUAUUGUUAGUUUGAAGAGAAUGGUUUUUAAUGGAAAUUGCGCCGCGGAAACGUAUUCGCCAGAGCGGAGGAUGGCACAUCUGAAAGUGGCCCUCCUCUCGUGAAUGGAAAGACCUGGUACGCAUAAAUUUGCCAUUUUCUAUGAUUUAAUUGUGCCCUGGGCAAUCAUUUUAACAGUAAACGUUUGGUAGAAUAACGAAUAACAUUUUUUAUUGAACGACUUUUGAAAACAAAAACUUUACUUUAAUUUUUCGAACCCUAGACGAUCGGAAAGACCAACGGUACGCAAUUUUCGGUGCCAGAUUAUUGAAUAUAUUUAAGAAAAUACGCACAAGACUUAUCUCUAUCCUCUACAUAUGGUAUAAACAAACGAUAGAAAUUACUCGUGUUUGUCGAACUUUACUCGCAAAUGUCUACAUUUUGUCUAAACUGUGUGAGCGUUUCACUUGCAGCCUUCGCAGGUGUCUAUACAUAUAUAUAUUUUUUAAACCUCAUCCUUUACAAGUUGGAAAACUUUUUAAGGGCGAAUGAAAAUACCCUGUUUUUCAUGAGUUUUGCUUACACGAUUGCGCAGUGAUCAUCAUUCACAAACAUCACCUUUACAGUUCGAUCGUCUGGGGUAAUGGUUUAGUAAGUUAUUAAAAAAAAAACUGCAAAAAUUUCCCACCAACACUAUAAGAUGCUACAACUCCCUAGAACAUGAUUAUUGUUAUGUAUAGUUUUACUUGCGAAAGAUGUUGCGAAUGGCAAUAAUGUGUUACGGAGAAUAGAGAACAAUUUCAUACAACAAACAAACGAAUGAUGCCAUAACAAACAACCCCCAAGGAAUAUUAACCCCUUGCUGCCAUAUAGUUUUCGUUCCCCUUGUGGCACCAGUUUAGUGUUUUCAUUUGAUCUAAUUUAUCUUAAUAAAAAUAUGCAAAACGGUAGGCGAUCGAACUUGUAAAAGACAUCUACUGGCCACCUUCAUCAACAAAUUUGGAAUAAUAAAAACGCUUUAUCGUACAUAUUAAUAAUCCACAAAGAAUGCGCAUUAAAGCAAAAACGCAACGUAGCGUAAGUAGGGUUUAAAGAUAUAAAAUUCAACAUAAUGGUGCAAAAACAAAAAUGCAAAGUCGAUAGAAUUACCUUUCACGUUUUUUCGGCUGAUUAGAGUUUGGGAAAAGCAAGCAAAAGCAAUGUAUGCAUGUUUCGAAUUGCGCAUAUCAAGUUAUUGAUCGGCUAGCGAUUGUUCACGCGCUUUGCUACAGUACGACACAUUGAAUUGGGAGGUACUUCGAUUCAUAAUGAGUGGUAAAGUGAUAAGAAAGAUUGGUAGAGAUGGCACUGCUUGUUGAUAGUGAAAUUAAAUAUAAUAGAAAUGAGUAUCAAAUGACUUACCAUUUAUUCGACGAUGGAUAUAUAUUUAUGGAUAUAGUGAACUCGACUGCGACUCAACCUCGAUUGGCAAUAAAACCCAGGCGGAUAGAGUAGACAAAAGAGAAUGUGAGAUGGAAUACUGGAGUGAUUAAAUGCACAUUUGGGGAAAACUAAAAUUUAGAAGAGGCAAUAACAAAGAAACGAGAAUAGUUUUACUUCAUUUCAUAGCUAGAAGACGAUAUUAUGACGUCGUCGGUAAGAACAUAUUUAAACAUGAUAUACUUUAUUUAAUUAUUCUAUCCUUGAGUAUUUAUGUAGAUCAAAAGUAGAUUGGUUCAAUCGCGGAAAAGCAGCUGCACAGCAUCCGCCGUAAAAGCGAUGGUUUGUGUGUUUAUUUCAUACAUAUUCUAGUCUGUUCAGUCCAACCGAUUGGACGCCUUUUUAAAUAGUGUUUUGAUAAGCAUCAUUAUGUAACUCUUUUCUAAAAGUUUUACGAUCGUUACAAUACAUACAAUACAUACGAAUAUUUCGUUUGCAACGUACAUAGAAGAACAACAAACCUACCCACACAAUAAAUGACUGCAGUAAUAUGCUCAAACAAUGUACGAAUUCACAAUCAGUUUCUAUACGAACUUUGUUAUUUAUUUAUUUUUUUAAUACUGCGCAUAUAGGUUAUAUGAAACAGCAAGAUGCAAAACAUCGAACAAAAGGUACUACUUACAAUAAUCUUCAGCAGAGAAUUAAACAACUAAACAUCCUAUCGUAGGAAACAAUGCACUUUAGAUUGCAAUGCAAACCGUUACACCCACUGUGCAUCCCAAACGUAAAUGAUAGCAAUAGCUCGAUGUGAAAAUCGUGUGCUUGCGAGUGUUGCGUGUGUGUGCGUGUGUGCGUUCGUUCGUUUCCGGUGAUAACGGUGCGAUUAGAGGCAGCAUAAUGAGAAAACAUAUAACAAUAAUGUUGAUAUGAUAUGAUUAUUAUUGAUACAAGUUUGCAGAUGAUGGUAAAAAAGGGAAAGGGAUCAAACGAACCAAUUUACAUGGAUGUGAGAUGCGAGACAUCGUUAAUGCAAUAAUAGUGAGAGACAAAAAGAGCAGAAGACAAAUGGAGAACUUUGCCGUAGGAAAGUGCACUGUUAGCUUUGAAAUGCGUUGGGCUAUCGCUUGGCGCACGUGACGAGAGCUUGCCUAAUGACAACGGAGGUGAUUCAUUGAAUAAAUAAUUUGUUUGCA